Molecule: messenger RNA, 765 nt
Organism: Archocentrus centrarchus (flier cichlid)
Lineage: Eukaryota; Metazoa; Chordata; Actinopteri; Cichliformes; Cichlidae
Gene: nucb1
Product: nucleobindin 1
Exons: 3
Coding region: 28-444 (138 amino acids)
Cellular component (GO): endoplasmic reticulum-Golgi intermediate compartment; extracellular exosome
Molecular function (GO): calcium ion binding
Source: RefSeq, a predicted model, not a curated record
CAAUAAAUACUUAAAAAAAAAGGAUGGAUGGAUGUGUGUACUACUUAUGUACCCCUAUUGUCUCUCCAGACUUUGGACACCAAGCCUGUGUACACAGAGGAAGAGCUCCAGCGAUUUGAGGCUGAACUCAGGGACAAAGAGGAGGAGCUGAAGAGGAGGGCAGAGACUCUGCAUCAGGAGCAGGAGCUGCUAAAGGAGCGAGGCAAAGCCCUGGAGGCCCAGAGGAGAGAGUACCAGCAGGCAGUUUUAGAAAUGUCUCAGCGACAGAAAGAACAGCAGGCAGUGGACGGGCAGCCUCCUGCAGGUCCUAAUGGAGAACUACAGUUUCAGCCACAGACACAUAAAUCUGAAGAUAAAGAGGCAAAAGCUCCAGCUGAGCCCGAAGCUGAAGCCCAGAAUAAUCUGCCCGCAGAGCCCCCACAGAAUCUGCCUUUACACACCUAAUGUGCUCUGACAGCCUUAACACACACACAUACACACACACACACACACACACACAUGGUUUGAUUAGCACUGACACAGAUAUCCAGAUGGGUUCUGCAAACUGAAUUAUGUGAUCUGUGUGUAAAGGUUCAGGCAGACCGGCUUGUUUAUCGUGACAUACUGAGUGUUCAUUUCUGUGGUCUACAUUAGAUUAACGAUAUCAAAACACCCGGUAUUAGUACAUGUAUUCUCAGAAAUCUUCAGAUUCAGUGAAGCUGUCAGUCAUGCAGAAUCUGAAGUAUAAAAUCACAUCGUCAAAUAAAGUUUUAAUUUAAAAACCUC